Acipenser ruthenus (sterlet) is the source of this 924-nucleotide messenger RNA. RefSeq names its product ADP-ribosyl cyclase/cyclic ADP-ribose hydrolase 2-like. The coding region runs from base 68 to 901 and encodes 277 amino acids. NCBI's taxonomy places the organism in Eukaryota, Metazoa, Chordata, Actinopteri, Acipenseriformes, Acipenseridae. Gene Ontology annotation, molecular function: NAD+ nucleosidase activity; phosphorus-oxygen lyase activity. Gene Ontology annotation, biological process: positive regulation of B cell proliferation. The record is from RefSeq and is a predicted model, not a curated record. Gene Ontology annotation, cellular component: plasma membrane. The transcript has 9 exons.
CCGAGCUCGCUAUGCUUUGUUUACUUGGUUGAAGAACGCGUGUACUAAUUUCAGCAUAGUAGUAUUAAUGGCAUUCUUAUCUUGCUGCUUUUCACUGCCAUCACAAGGUAAUGCUGAAGCAGAAACACACGUGGAGAAGCAAUGGCAGGGAGAUGGUACAACACUCAGUCUGGAAGAAAUUAUCAUUGGAAGGUGCUACAAUUACAUCAGAGUGGUGAACCCCAGCGUAGGUGAGAAGAACUGUUCUCAGAUCUGGGAGGCUUUCAGGGAUGCUUUUAUCUUCAAGGACCCUUGCAAGGUGUUGCCUAAGGACUAUGAGCCUUUUAUUAGACUAACUGUUCACGAUGUUCCACUUAACAAGUCAUUAUUCUGGGAGAACAGUCAGCUGCUCGUGGGGAGAUAUGCCGACAACACAAAAAGGAUGAUGCCUCUCGAUGGAACUCUGAUGGGCUGGCUGGCUCAGGGGCUGGCCUGGUGUGGACAUCCUGGAGGCACAGGUAUGAAUUACAAGUCAUGCCCCACCACUGAUGAAUGUGAACACAACCCAGUUGAAUCUUUCUGGAGGAUUGCAUCAGAAGCAUAUGCAAAACUGGCUGCAGGGGUGAUACAUGUGAUGCUAAAUGGCUCUGUUUCAGACGGGGCGUAUCCUGUAAACGGCUUUUUUGCAAAGUUUGAACUUACAAAUUUAAUAAAAGACAACAUUUUGAAUAUACAAAUCUGGGUUAUGGAUGAAAUUGAAGGUCCAGAUAACGAAUCCUGUGGGUCAAAAACGAUAAAACUCCUGGAAACCACCUUACAGGAAGAUGGAUUUCAGUACACCUGCACUGAUAACUAUAAGCCUGUGCGGCUCUUACAGUGUGUGGAUUUUCCUACUCACCACGACUGUCUCUGUGCUCAGUAAGAAUUAAAGCAAUUUGAAAUCUA